AUGCCUCACAUCAAGAAGCAUCAGCACCACAAGUUGCAGGAUGAAAGAAAGGCCCAGAGCCUGGUGCCUGGGCAAGUUUCUGCGACUCUGGAGGUAGAUACCACAGUUGCCUCCUCUUCUACUCUGAUGCCAGCCACCCUGGGUGAUUUACCCACUGCCAGAGCAUCAAGUCUUCCCCAGAGUGUUCAGGAAGCUUUCUCCUCUAUUUCCAUUAAAGCUACUCCAUCAAGCAAGUCAGAGAAAGAUUCAGGAAACCAAAAAGGGAAGAGCCAAAGCACCUCACAGGCUCGUCCAUUCUCUGAGUUCUUGCUCACUAAUAUGAUAGAGGAUAAAGUGAUUAAGAUGGUAAAGUUUCUGAGUGUCACAUCUAAGGAGCCUGUUACUGAAGCAGAGAUGCUGAAGAGUGUCAUCAAAGAGCACAAGGAUGCUAUGCCCGUGAUCUUCAGGAACACCUGUGAAUGGAUGAAGAUGAUCUUUGGCAUUGAUGUGAAGGAAGUGGACUCCAUUAACCACUCUUACAUACUGGUCAAAGCACUAGACCUCACCUAUGAUGGAAGGUUGAGUGAUGACCAGGGCAUACUCAAGACUGGCCUCCUGAUACUUGUCUUGGGCAUAAUCUACAUGGAGGGCAACUGUGCCCCUGAGGAGAAGAUCUGGGAAAUGCUGCAGAAGAUUGGGGUGUAUCCUGACAAGAAAGAUUUCAUCUAUGGGUAUCCCAGGAAGAUCCUCACCAAAGAGUUGGUGCAAGAACGUUACAUAGAGUACAGGCAGGUACCCAACAGUGAUCCUGCUCGCUAUGAGUUGCUGUGGAGUCCAAGAGCCCAUGCUGAAACCACCAAGAUGAAAAUUCUGGAGUUGUUCUGUGCGGUCACUGGAACUACCCCCUCGGACUUCUCGUCCUUGUAUUUGGAAGCUUUGAAAGAGGAACAAUAGAAAGCCAAGCCUGUAAUUGCUACCGGGAGUGGUAAUGCUGACAUGGUCAGUGCACAGGCCAGCACCAAGCCCAGUAGCUUCUCUGGGCCUCAUUAA
Messenger RNA from Octodon degus (degu), 1029 nucleotides. RefSeq names its product putative MAGE domain-containing protein MAGEA13P. Gene Ontology annotation, biological process: negative regulation of transcription by RNA polymerase II. The transcript has a single exon. Gene Ontology annotation, cellular component: nucleus. Lineage: Eukaryota; Metazoa; Chordata; Mammalia; Rodentia; Octodontidae. The record is from RefSeq and is a predicted model, not a curated record.